UUGACAACUCAAUGUCUUCCGAUGUAAACAAACUUAUGAAAUUUCUUUCGGUAAAAUGUUUCGUGUUGCAAGAACCUUGAUUUCUCGAGGGAUUCUGCAAGUUCAAACAAACCGAUGUGUUCAUUACAUACAAGGUCAGAAUCUAGGACCUAAAAUUCGGGAAUAUUUUUAUUUUAUAGAUCAUCAGGGCCAGUUGUUCCUCGAUGAUGCCAGGAUAAAGAAUUUUACAUCUUGCUUUAAAGAAAAGGAUUUCUUGGUGUUCUUUUUUAAAAGGCUGAGAUUAAAUGAAACUGACAGAUAUACAGAGGAAUUUCCUUAUCUCUCCCCCUGUGGAAGGGAACGGAAUUACAUUCGGUGUGAUGAUAAAGCCAUUGUUUAUACUCACCUUAUAGAAUCGGAUUCAGGAGAAGCACUUUUAUCCUACGGAGGUGCUGGCAAUGCUAUGACUACUGAAUUCUUGCCCACCCGGAUAUGCAUGUUGCCCAAUACUGGGCGAGUUUACCACCCAGCCAUGGCCACAGUGGGUGGUAUUGGACUGAUUAAAUCAAGUCUUGCCAUAGAACUCAGUAAAUAUUUUGAAUUUGAAAAUGGUGAAGAUCAUCCUCCAACUCAUUUCAACUGGAAGGGAAAAAGACUGCCUCUGACUAAUGAUUUAAUUGACUUGAUGGAUAAAACUCCUUUUCAGAUCAGAGAAAUUUUGGCAAAAAAUAAUUGAUGAUAGUUGUUAUUUUAGAGAUUGAUAAUUUAUUAAAGAUGUGUAUAUUUACCUCAUCUAUGUUUGUCAUAAAAGAAUGCAUAAAUGAUUUACAAAUAGUGAUCUAAGAGAUCACAGGGUUUAAGUCUUAAUAUGUAAGAAUUUGAUUUAAUUUCUGUACAAAUAGGUUCCAGUUCGGACAACUUUGAUUCUAGUUUAUAGAAGAUAGAUCUUACAUGUACAGUAAAACCCAUUCAGUACAAAUCACAGGGGUCUGAAGUUUU
Molecule: messenger RNA, 978 nt
Organism: Saccostrea cuccullata (small rock oyster)
Lineage: Eukaryota; Metazoa; Mollusca; Bivalvia; Ostreida; Ostreidae
Product: UPF0598 protein CG30010-like
Exons: 3
Coding region: 56-715 (219 amino acids)
Source: RefSeq, a predicted model, not a curated record